This is a messenger RNA of Callithrix jacchus (white-tufted-ear marmoset), 1899 nucleotides long. RefSeq names its product notchless homolog 1 (gene NLE1). The record is from RefSeq and is a predicted model, not a curated record. NCBI's taxonomy places the organism in Eukaryota, Metazoa, Chordata, Mammalia, Primates, Cebidae. Gene Ontology annotation, cellular component: nucleolus. Gene Ontology annotation, biological process: ribosomal large subunit assembly; Notch signaling pathway. Gene Ontology annotation, molecular function: protein binding.
GCGACCCCGCCCGACCACGGAGACGGCGCUCUGUCUGCCGGGCUCUUUCUUCUCCACGUGGGGACGCAGGAUGGCGGCGGCGGUGGCGGAGGAGGCGGCGGUGCGCGACGUUCAGCGGUUGCUAGUGCAGUUCCAGGAUGAGGGCGGGCAGCUGCUGGGCUCCCCGUUCGACGUGCCCGUGGACAUUACCCCGGACAGGCUGCAGCUCGUGUGCAACGCGCUACUGGCCCAGGAGGAUCCCCUGCCGCUGGCUUUCUUUGUCCAAGAUGCUGAGAUUGUCUCCUCUCUGGGGAAGACAUUGGAGUCCCAAGCAGUGGAGACAGAGAAGGUCCUAGACAUCAUCUACCAGCCACAGGCUGUCUUCAGAGUCCGGGCUGUGACUCGCUGCACCAGCUCCUUGGAGGGUCACAGUGAGGCAGUCAUUUCUGUGGCCUUCAGCCCCACAGGAAAGUACCUGGCCAGUGGCUCUGGAGACACCACUGUGCGCUUCUGGGAUCUCGGCACAGAGACACCGCAUUUCACAUGCAAGGGACACAGACACUGGGUCCUUAGUAUAUCCUGGUCUCCAGAUGGCAAGAAGCUGGCCUCAGGCUGCAAGAAUGGCCAGAUUCUCCUCUGGGACCCAAGCACAGGGAAACAGGUGGGCAGGACCCUCACUGGCCACAGCAAGUGGAUCACAGGCCUGAGCUGGGAGCCCCUCCAUGUGAACCCUGAGUGCCGCUAUGUGGCCAGCAGCUCCAAGGAUGGCAGUGUGCGGAUCUGGGACACAACUGCAGGCCGCUGUGAGCGCAUCCUCACCGGGCACACCCAGUCGGUCACCUGUCUCCGGUGGGGAGGGGACGGACUUCUCUACUCUGCCUCCCAGGACCGCACCAUCAAAGUCUGGAGGGCUCAUGACGGUGUGCUGUGCCGGACUCUGCAAGGCCACGGCCACUGGGUGAACACCAUGGCCCUCAGCACUGACUAUGCCCUGCGCACUGGGGCCUUUGAACCUGCUGAGGCCUCGGUUAAUCCCCAAGAUCUCCAAGGAUCCUUGCAAGAGGUGAAGGAGAGGGCUCUGAGCCGAUACAACCUCGUGCGGGGCCAGGGUCCAGAGAGGCUGGUGUCCGGCUCAGACGACUUCACCUUAUUCCUGUGGUCCCCAGCAGAGGACAAAAAGCCUCUCACUCGGAUGACAGGACACCAAGCUCUCAUCAACCAGGUGCUCUUCUCUCCAGACUCCCGCAUCGUGGCUAGUGCCUCCUUUGACAAGUCCAUCAAGCUGUGGGAUGGCAGGACGGGCAAGUACCUGGCUUCCCUACGUGGCCACGUGGCUGCCGUGUACCAGAUUGCAUGGUCAGCUGACAGCCGGCUCCUGGUCAGUGGCAGCAGUGACAGCACACUGAAGGUGUGGGAUGUGAAGGCCCAGAAGCUGGCCAUAGACCUGCCUGGCCACGCAGAUGAGGUAUAUGCUGUUGACUGGAGUCCAGAUGGCCAGAGAGUGGCAAGUGGUGGGAAGGACAAAUGCCUCCGGAUAUGGAGGAGAUGAGAAGACCGGCAGUUCUCUCUGACCCCCCCUGGACUCGGCCUCUGCCAGCUGCCUGCCCUGCCAGAGAACAAAGGGUGGGAUGGCAGGGCACACACCCUCCCCACCAGUGGGGACCUGAGAAUGCACAUGGCCUGCUGUCCUUGACAGACCUGAGUGGGGUCUUCCCACAGGUCCUCUGCCUGUAGCACCAGCCCAGAGCCAGAAGUUGAAGUCACAGAAGGUUGUCACCAACUUGGCCUGUGGCCACCACUCUGUACCUUGCUGGUGCAGGCAAGAGUGGAGGGCAGCCAGGCUCUGAGUGGGUCCUUAGUGUCAGCUCUGUUCUGGGUCAGACCCCAGGUUCUGUGACCAAAUGAAUAACUUAUAUUGUG